AUGAGUACGGGCAAUGGUCAGUUGUCAGUAGGGGAAAACGCGGAGCACAUGAUGCUACGUUUUGACGCGAUUGAUGAACUCAUGCAGUCCAAUUCCGAUGGUGAGCAGGACGCCAUCACAACGCACCUCAACGGGGGGAUGGACUUGCACAGUGUUUUGGCGCGACACGAGGCGGAGCUUUCUGCACUACGUGAGGAUUUCAUUGCGGCCCAUGUAGAUGAAGCGGAGAACAUCUGUUCCCUGUAUAUGGAAUUCGUGGAGUGUGAAAAGAAGUUGGUGGGGUUUGAAGAAGAAAUUAUUGCCUUUCAGCGUCGUUUGGCCGAUUCAGCGGACGACAUGGUUAAAAUGCAGCAGCAGACUGUGUCCCUUGUGCGUAGUAUCAACAAUCGCCGCCUUUGCAGCAGUAAGUUGAGUGAGGUGUACACUGUCUUGCAGGAGUGUGAUGCCUUUUGCAGUGCCAUUGCCCAGAAGGAGGUGGACCAGAGUUACCUGGAAAACAUCUCGGAAUUGGAGAGACAGCUAACCUUUUUUUCGUCGAACAAGGAACUGAAGGGGUCGGCAGUAGACUUGGAGACACGACCACGUCUACACGCAGCUGCAGUACGAGCUGGUGAUAAACUGCAACGAUAUUUUAGAAAACAAUUUGUUGCACUAGCUGCGGCAGAGGACCUGAUUAGCAUUGAGAGUCAGCAGCAAUCAUUGGUGGAAACAGGCCAAAAUGCCAUUAAGUUUCUAAAAAACUAUCAUCCACCCAUUGCCGAGGUGAUUUUCCAAGAGUACGCAAAACGAAUGUCGGACGCUUUUGCUCGCCUUGUUCGUGCUGUGUUGCACGAUUUUGGUGAGCUGUGUCUCACACACACCGGCAGCAUUGACACUAUCAUUACAGCGGAUGACGUGCAUGAUGUGGUGUACAAUCGCGACACUGGCGCUCCCAAGGGAAACCAUGUUGCCGUAGCGGCACAAGCACUAAAGUUUCCUGUGCAUCCGUUUCCGCGCCGCGAGCGCAGCCUUUCACAGCACAUGCGUCAUUUUGCUGGUCGCAUGCUGAAAACUGAGCGACCCAUGAGGAUCCGGGAGACGACCAUUUACGAUACAGUCGCGGCGUUGAGCACAAUACGGGUUAGAGGUGAAACCUUUUCUCUGGAUGCGGCCGCGGCACGUUCACUGGAAAAUGCGGGUAAUUGGCCAUACAAUUUUUUGUGCGGCAUGCAUCUCCUCGUUAACCUCUGCACCUCCGAGUGCCAGUUUAUACGUCAGUUUUUUUGUUUCUCCUCAGCAGAGGACGAAUAUGGCGGGACGGAGGCGCUUGUGCGUGUCGUGUUGUCGAGCGCACUUGACAUUGCCCAAAAUAGCAUUCGGGAGGCCCUGUCGCUUCUGACAGAUCGUCAAAGCACCCUCGCUAGUCUUCGUAUUGUUGACAUUGUCAAAACGUAUUUUUGUUGUUUGUCUAAUCCCGUCCCUCUUCUCCUCCUCAGCGGCAUCAUGGAAUCGGCCAAGAGAAUAUUGUCUGGCACACUACAUCGCGUCGUGGCAAAUGACCAGGAAUCAACGCAGUUCCUAACCUCCUUGAGGUUGUCACCCUUUCAGUUUGUUCCAAGUGACAGUAAAGUAAACUUGAAUGGACUGCUGGAGGAUCGUCAGUACGCCGUCACGCUCGGGCCACACCCCAUCGUGCGGCGAUUUAGUCAAAUUGCAGGAGAAAUGGAGCUACUUAACUCCGCCUCUUUUGAGGGAUCUAGGGUGGACGGUGUGAAUGUUUUGCUGUAUGAUUUUGUGGUCGCCAGUGCUCUUUAUAGUGAACUGGAAAAUGUUUUAGAGUUUGUCGUUAUGCUUGCAAAACGGCAUAAAAACUCAUUGGCGCAGCGCAUAUUUGCUCUUAACAAUUACUUUUACAUACAGGCGUAUUGGCGUCAUAUGUCUGGCAUUUUAAGAUCUGUUGUGGAGAUUGAGCAGCUGCCAUCUGCUGCGCCACCGGCACACGUUAGCUGCAUUACUAGCCGACUUUCUAAUGAACUGGCGUGCUUUGUGGACGAAGACUCAAAAGUAAACGGGAUCUUUGGUUACCUGUUUGACUUUGUUCACGCCGCAGAAGCCACGCUGGGAAGUGCCUUUUUUACAGAUGAUGCUCCACUGGAGCUCUCUUUGGACGCACUACCAGCUGCCUUGAGCGAGGCCGAAACGCUGCAGGUGGUUUCGGACCUUAGCCAGGGUUGGCAAACGCAGUUAUCGGAGACCUGCACGCUGGUGCGGCAAGUUGUCAGCUGGACAUUUACGGACGCAGCGGCGGCAGUGCAGGACGAGGUUGCAUUGAACUCCAGCAAGGAGCUGGAGGAACUUAUUCUCAAAAAGUACACGCAGGCUGUGGUGGAGGCGAACACAAAGUUGCAUGUGGUCGUCACGCGCCUCUUUGCAAAACAUAACGAGAUGCGCGCGAGGCUGACAAGCAACGCGACCGUUCUGCAUGAGGUGAAAAAAGUCCUUCAGUCUCGGUAA
Trypanosoma rangeli is the source of this 2493-nucleotide messenger RNA. RefSeq names its product putative leucine-rich repeat protein. The transcript has a single exon. The record is from RefSeq and is a predicted model, not a curated record. Gene Ontology annotation, molecular function: syntaxin binding. Gene Ontology annotation, biological process: Golgi to vacuole transport; endocytic recycling; retrograde transport, endosome to Golgi. Gene Ontology annotation, cellular component: GARP complex. Lineage: Eukaryota; Euglenozoa; Kinetoplastea; Trypanosomatida; Trypanosomatidae. Bases 1 to 2493 code for a protein of 830 amino acids.